Ustilago hordei is the source of this 537-nucleotide messenger RNA. RefSeq lists its product as uncharacterized. Lineage: Eukaryota; Fungi; Basidiomycota; Ustilaginomycetes; Ustilaginales; Ustilaginaceae. The transcript has a single exon. Gene Ontology annotation, molecular function: nucleic acid binding. The record is from RefSeq and is a predicted model, not a curated record. The coding region runs from base 1 to 537 and encodes 178 amino acids. Gene Ontology annotation, biological process: DNA integration.
AUGGUUGUCAGCAAACUCAACCCUCAGGCAAGGCACUAUGAAAUCCCACAAUCUUGGCAUGAGGCCCUAGUGAUUGGCCCCAAUGAUGGGUUGUUGGAUUUGCCUGAGUGUUUUGACAAUGAUGCAAAAGCAAGCAAACAUGAAUUCACCCCAGAUUUCAUGCACAAACAAUGUGGCCACCCAGGCCAAAACAAAACAAGACUCAUUGAGAAGAUCUACAAAGUUAAAAUCAUGGAUGGUGAAAGCCAGGACUGUGUGGUUGGCAAGUCAACCAAAGCCCAGAUGGGAUGCAGGAGUGGUACACAUGCUAAAGACCCUCUAGAAUUGAUACACAUUGAUCUGGCUAUGCACUGGUCAAUGAAGACUGAGGUCACAUGCUUGCUAGUUGCAAUUGACAACACCUCUAGUUUUACAUACAUGAAACCACUCCAGAUGAAAUCAGAUGCACUGCAAGCCUUGAAAGAGUGGAUUCAAUAUGCUGAGGUACAGAUGGGCCAUAAGCUCAAAACCCUUCGCUCAGACAAUGGGGGUGAAUGA